AUGGGAACUUAUUUGUCAAUCCCAGUUACCGAAAAGUGCGAAGAAUCUGGAGAAUCACUGGAGUGUCCUGAUGUUCCGUGUUCAUGGGGUGUUGUCGAUAUGCAGGGGUGGCGAAAAUCAAUGGAAGAUGCACAUGUUGCUGUAACUGAUAUUCCGAUACCGCAAUCCAGCGAAGACUCUGAAUGCAAGUCGGAUGCCAAAAUUUUUGGAGUUUUCGAUGGACACGGGGGGGCAGAAGUCGCCCGCUUCUGCAGUCUUUACCUUGUUUCUGUUCUAACGCAACAAGAAUCAUGGAAGCAAGGAGUUCCAGUUUCCGACGAACAAAGAAGCUCCGAUCCUUCUGAAUCGACUGUUGGUCUAGCUUUGCGAAAUACAUUUCACUCCCUAGACCGAAUGAUACAGGACUCGUCGAGGCGCGAUGAAAUUGUUACGUUGCGAAAUUCUAAACCAUUCCCCGGGGAAAGAAGGGGUGCAGUGUCCAUUCCUGCCGACCAAACCGUUGGAAUCAUACCUAAAGAGACUAACCCGAGCAAUAAAUCAAGUUCAGAAUCAACUGAUGCCGGAAAUGCAAAAGGUGAGAACGAAGAGCUUGCACCUACUGAGGGUGGGAACAAUACUGAUACAAGCGAUGAUGAUAGCACCGGUCGCGUUGGAGAGGAAGAAGCGGCAGAACUUGAUAGAAAUCUCGACGGCGAUGAGAAAAGAAUUGAGCAGGAUAGCAAUGAUACUUCAGACGAACUCGAUAAGAAGACCGCUACAGUCACUGGCAUGAUGCAACGGAUCCUGAACCUCGCCUCUUCGUCUGGUGACAAGGGCGUUGUACCUCUCAACUCGGAGGAAACUAAUCAAAGUGCGGGUGGUCCGUCGGCUGCAAAACCAACCAUCGUUCACAAUGGAAGGUUGAUCUGCAAUCUUCCCGACCAUCCAAUUCAUGCGGGGGCCACAGCCAUUGUAGCUGUAUUAACAGGUAGAAUUUUGACUGUAGCUAAUGCAGGCGACUCUAGAGCUGUACUAUGCAGGGCCGGAGGGAAAACGGAAGCGCUCAGCUUUGAUCACAAACCUCAGCAGCAGGUGGAAAGUUCAAGAAUCACGAAGGCUGGAGGAUUCGUAAACCAAUUCGUUCCAGGCAUUCCUCCUGCAGAUCAAAUUAUUACGUCCGAGCCAGAUAUACUACAGGUUGUGCUUCACCCAGAAGAUGAGUUCAUUAUUCUUGGAUGUGAUGGAAUUUGGGAUUGCCUGUCAAACGAGAACGCAGUACAGUUCGUCAGAGACCGAAUUAACACGAGAACACCAACUGAAAUUGGGAUUGAGAUGCUGGAUGAGAUUAUCAGUGACGAUCCAAGAGUAACACAAGGGAUUGGGGGUGAUAACAUGACUAUAAUGAUAGUUGACCUACGGCCGUCAACACGGGUAGGACGCCGAAACCCUGACUCGCAACUAGCAGCAAACAACGAAACAGAACAGUAA
Cylindrotheca closterium is the source of this 1467-nucleotide messenger RNA. Lineage: Eukaryota; Bacillariophyta; Bacillariophyceae; Bacillariales; Bacillariaceae. The record is from the annotation of a GenBank genome assembly.